This is a messenger RNA of Peronospora belbahrii, 1083 nucleotides long. NCBI's taxonomy places the organism in Eukaryota, Oomycota, Peronosporomycetes, Peronosporales, Peronosporaceae. The record is from the annotation of a GenBank genome assembly.
AUGACUGCAGAGACACUCAACACUAUAGAGCGUGAGAACGAGACUACUGCUACACCCGUCACGAAAGCUCAAGAUGCUCCUUUUGUCUACGAGACUCCUGGCUUUUUUGCCGAAGACUCUCGUGUACCAUUAUGGGCACAGACUCUUGUAACAAACGUCUUUGGUUUUGUGACGAUUCACUACAAUCUCUGGGGUGUACCAUUCCUCGUGCUAUUCUAUUAUUUGUACAAAAUUGGCUAUGGUUACGUACCUGUGGCACUCGCGACAAUGUAUCUGCCUUCGUAUUUAAGUGGUGCUCAAAAGACAGCACAGGGAAAUCCCUGGCCAGCCUUUCGCUCUGGACGCUUCUGGGGUCUCAGUGCCAAGUUUCUUGGAAUAAAGAUUAUUCGAGAACAGGAACUCGACAGCAGCAAGAAGUACAUUUUUGGCUAUCAUCCGCACGGCAUCGUCGUCAUGUCACGUGUUACAACCUAUGGCGGUAACUGGGAAAAACUGUUUCCGGACAUUCCAACGCUAGCGCUGGGGGCAUCGACCAUGUUCUACGUUCCUCUCGGUCGUGAGAUGUGUCUAUGGCUUGGCAGUGUGGACGCCUCACGGUCCACGGCUGACAAGGUCCUGAACAACGGCAUUAGUAUUGCCGUGUACCCUGGUGGCGUGCCCGAAAUCUUCAAGACGGACCCUUAUUCCAAGGUGAACGAGCUCGUGCUAAAGAAGCGUCUGGGCUUUGUCAAACUGGCCAUGCGUCAUGGCGCGGAUCUUGUUCCAUGCUUUGUGUUUGGUGAAAAGUGGCUGUACAACGUGUGGAAUCCUCCUCAAGGCGUCAUCAACUUUUUUCGCAAGACGCUCAAAAUACCGACGGUCGUCUUCUGGGGAAAAUUUAUGUGGAUGCCUAAGCAGCCGCCUAAGGGUAAGCGCUUCGGCGUGGUAUACGGCAAACCCAUUCCUACCAAGUUGUCAACGAACCCUACAGAGGAGGAGAUUCGUGUUGUACACCAGCAAUACGUUGCGGAGGUCGAGCGCCUCUUCUCCCAAUACAAGAAGGAGUUUGGCUACGAUGAUGACGAGACGUUGCUGAUCAAUUAG